AUGAUCUUUUCUAAAGGGAACUUCUCAGUUUCAGAAAUUCUCAAAAAGGCAUCUCAGGACUUCGAUCUUUGUAUGGCGAAUUUCACAGAAAUAUGUACUUCCCAGCAGUGGUUACCUUCGGCCUCCGGUUACGUUAAAAUUAACGCGGAUGCAGCAUUUAUUCCCAACAAUGGAGCUGCAGGGGUAGUAGCUCGUGAUCAUAACGGUAAUUUUCGGGGCUGUGCUUCAUCAAAACUUAUUGCAACAUCUCCCUUGUUGUCAGAGGCAAUGGAUUGUAACUUGGGAAUGCAGUUAGGUAAUAGAUUAAACUUUCAUAAGCUGGUGAUUGAAGGCGAUGGAGCAAAUUUUACUGCAGCUGUUCUAGGUGAUACAAGGGAUAUCCCAUGGAGUAUCCGUUCGGAAAUCUUAAAAACUAAGGAUGCUGUGAACUUAUUUGAUGAUGUGAAGUUUCAACAUGUUCCUAAAAAUGUAAACUUUUUGGCACACUCCUUAUGCCAAUAUGGGAUGCAUAACAAUGUAAAUAGCUGGUGGGAUGAAAAUUGGGCUCUUUAA
This is a messenger RNA of Papaver somniferum (opium poppy), 552 nucleotides long. RefSeq lists its product as uncharacterized. Gene Ontology annotation, molecular function: RNA-DNA hybrid ribonuclease activity; nucleic acid binding. The transcript has a single exon. Lineage: Eukaryota; Viridiplantae; Streptophyta; Magnoliopsida; Ranunculales; Papaveraceae. The record is from RefSeq and is a predicted model, not a curated record. Bases 1 to 552 code for a protein of 183 amino acids.